AUGGAUUACAACACUAUGCUUGAGAAGCUGCUGGAUGGCGGUUACCUGCCCACGACGGUGAUUCGUGCUGGUAUCCGCCAGCAGCUACGCCAGCGAUUGACCUCUAUCGCGUCGACAUCGAAUGCAUCUGCUUAUGAUACCAAGAUGAAGUAUGUCGAGCUCCUGCGCGAGAGACCAAUUGCGAUCGAGACAUCGAAAGCCAACACGCAGCAUUAUGAAGUCGGCACUGGUGUGCUCAACAACAUGCUGGGCCCGAACAUGAAGUAUUCAUGCUGUCUCUAUGAGGGCCUCAAGCCUGGAGAAGGCCUCGGUGAGGCGGAGCUGCUUAUGAUGGAAGACUAUGUCAAGAAGGCCGACUUGAAGGAUGGCAUGACCAUGUUCGAUCUUGGAUGUGGAUGGGGAUCGCUCAGUUUGUUCCUUGCAGACAAGUUCCGCAACUCCAAGAUUACUGGCUUUUCGAACUCGCGUACGCAAAAGGAGUACAUUGACUCACAGGCCAGCAAACGAGGCUUGACCAACUUGACGAUUGUCACGGGAGACAUUGCUACGUAUGAGUUCCAAGCACCGCUGACCGGGUCUUUUGAUCGAGUGUUGUCGAUAGAGCUGUUUGAGCAUAUGAAGAACUACCAGCUUUUGCUCCGCAAGGUAUCAAGUCUGCUCAAGUCAGGUGGCAAGCUGUUUGUACACAUUUUUGCGCACAAGGACAGCCCGUAUGACUUCGAGGAUGGAUGGAUGACGGAGCACUUCUUCACGGGCGGCACAAUGCCCAGCGCAGAUCUGCUGCUCUGGUUCCAGGAUGAUUUGAGAUGCCAACGCAUGUGGUGGGUCAACGGCAAGAACUAUGCGCAAACUUGCGAGGACUGGCUAUCAACCAUGAACAAGAACAGAAAGGUGCUCUGGCCGCAUUUGGAGGAGACGUAUGGAAAGGAGUUGACGCUGACGUGGUUCCACCGAUGGCAAAUAUUCUACCUCGCAUGCGCCGAGCUGUUCGCAUACAACGGCGGAGAGGAAUGGGGCGUGUGCCACUACUUGUUUGAGAAGCCAUAG
This is a messenger RNA of Aureobasidium namibiae CBS 147.97, 1047 nucleotides long. RefSeq names its product S-adenosyl-L-methionine-dependent methyltransferase. Bases 1 to 1047 code for a protein of 348 amino acids. The transcript has 4 exons. NCBI's taxonomy places the organism in Eukaryota, Fungi, Ascomycota, Dothideomycetes, Dothideales, Saccotheciaceae. The record is from RefSeq and is a predicted model, not a curated record.